Lasiosphaeria miniovina is the source of this 4245-nucleotide messenger RNA. RefSeq names its product P-loop containing nucleoside triphosphate hydrolase protein. Lineage: Eukaryota; Fungi; Ascomycota; Sordariomycetes; Sordariales; Lasiosphaeriaceae. The transcript has 2 exons. Bases 1 to 4245 code for a protein of 1414 amino acids. The record is from RefSeq and is a predicted model, not a curated record. Gene Ontology annotation, cellular component: intracellular anatomical structure. Gene Ontology annotation, molecular function: ATP binding; protein binding; helicase activity.
AUGGCGAAAAAGGGCAGCAAAGACAAGGGCGGCGCCCCUGCGUCGGCGUCGGCGUCGGCGUCGGCCUCAGCCUCAUCAACCGCCGCGAAAGCAACGGCGGCCAAACCGGCGGCCAAACCCGCCGCCAAGAAGGAAAUCAAGAAGCCGCCGCCAGAGGACGACUUCAUCGUCUUUACCAAUUCGGACAAGGAGCCCAAAAAGAGGGGCGGACCCUCGGGCGCCAGCAAGCCGCCGCCCGCCGACGAGGCUGCUGAACCCGGGCCCCCAAAGCCAACCAUCAAGCAGAUCAUCGGCGGCGCCUCGUGGACGGGGAAGCUGCCCGUCAACCUCCUCUCGGAGCACUGCCAGCGCCAGAAAUGGGAGCAUCCCGACUACAACACCAUCAAAACGCCUGAGGGCUUCUCCGUCUUCGUGAGCCUCAGUGCCAAGAACCCAAAGACGCGUGAGCUCGUCAAGCUGCCCCCCUUCAAGCUCCCCCCCAGCCAUGUCCAUCUUGCCUACAGGCCCACCGCCCUCGAGGCCAAGCACUUUGCUGCCACCUAUGCCCUCUACCGCGUUUGCAGCAUGAAGAACCUGUCCAUCUCCCUGCCCCCUCACUACAAGACCCUUUGGAAGGAGUUUGAGGCCUUGAAGAAGCUGGACGUCCGCGAGGGCAAGGCAUGGAUGUACGAGGCCGACCCCUUCCAGGCCCUGCGAGAGCGCGAAGAGGCCAAGGCUGUCGCCGAAAAGAAGCGGAAGCAGCUGCAGGCCGCCCGCGAGAAGGCCGCAGAAGAGCCCGGCGGUGCUGCCCUGGCCUUCAGGGGCGGCGGAUCCGGAGGCGGCGUUCCCGGAUCCCACACCGUCUCGAGGGGGUGGGUGACCGUCCCCAAGAUCGAGAUGGGCAACAAGACGCGAGCCCAACUCGAGGAUCUCCUGCGGAAAGAAACGGUCUGGAACCAGUACGGGGUGGUCAUGUCGACCUCCCAAAAGGCUGCCAUUGUCAAGGAGUUCAAGGACCUGGGCUUCCGCCAGAGCCACAUCGAAGAGGCUGUCGAAGAGUGCAAGGACCGCGAGGAAACGCUCGAGUGGCUCCUCGUUCACAUCCCCGAGGACGAUCUCCCUCGGUGGGCCCUGCCAGAAAGGUACAGUGCCGGAGUCACUGUAGCAACCACUGAUCUGCGCAAAGAGGGCAUGAUCAAGCGCCUCUCCCAGUCCGGGUAUUCGGCCGAUCUGUGCGGCAAGGUUCUCGACGCCAACGACGGCGACGAGGGCAAGGCCGCGGCGGCGUUGCAGAAGCUCCUCUUGGCCAGCGGCGCCGAUGGUAGUGAGGCCAUCCCAGGCCAAGCCGGAACAGACGCCGAAGAGCUGGAUUCGUGGAGGUCGCCAGAGGAGUACUGGGAAGAAGAAAUGACGACCCUCGAGGCGUGCUUUGGGGGCAAAUACACGAGGUUGGCAGACGACCUGUGCCAGAUACGGCUCGAUUCAGUCACCAACGGGCCAAACACAAAUGUCGAGACGGACGUCCGGUUCCGGAGAUCGCCGCAGUAUCCUGCCCAGGUAAUCUUGUCCAUCGUAGCACCGCUCCCUGCCUACAUCAAACUCAGCAUAAUCAAGAGGACCCUUGCCUAUGCUGGUGCCUCGUUGCGCGGAGAGGAGUCCAAGGUCUACUUUAUCUCGAGCUGGCUGCAGGAAAACAUCAAUGAGAUCAUAGAGCGGCCCGGGGCUCUCCGCGACGUGGCCGCUGUGGCGUCGGCAGCCUCGGAGGAGCCAAAGGCGGUUCCGAAGCCGUCGCGAAAACGGGCGCGGAAUCCAAGGCCGAUUGACUGGACACCAGAUGCUCGGAGCAAAAGCGAGUGGCUCGUACGCACGGGAACUCCGAGCUUCAUGAAGAUGCUGGCACAGCGCCAGAAGCUGCCGGCCUGGGAUGUGCGUGACGACAUCAUAGACACGGUCUAUGAGAACCAAGUCACCAUUAUUUCGGGAGAAACAGGGUCAGGAAAGUCGACCCAGUCCGUCCAGUUCAUCCUCGACGAUUUAUACAGCAGAGGCCUCGGGCGCGGAGCCAGAAUCGUCGUGACCCAGCCCCGACGUAUCUCGGCCUUGGGUCUCGCAGACCGAGUGAGCGAGGAGCGGUGCACUACGGUAGGACAAGAAGUUGGCUACACGAUUCGCGGCGAGAACAAGACGAGCCCGGAUACAAAGAUCACGUUUGUGACGACUGGUGUUCUGCUUCGGCGUCUGCAAACAUCUGGCGGCAGCGUCGACGACGUGGUGGCCUCGCUGGCCGACAUCAGUCACGUCGUAGUCGAUGAAGUCCACGAGCGCAGCCUCGACACCGACUUCCUGCUGAGCAUCAUCCGCGACGUCUUGUACAAGCGCAAGGACUUGAAGCUGAUCCUGAUGAGCGCAACGCUCGACGCUACUGCGUUCAAAGACUACCUCAGAAAGGACGACAAGGGCAUCUCGGUCGGCAUGGUUGAGAUUGCCGGCCGUACCUACCCCGUCGAAGACUACUAUCUCGACGACGUCAUCCGCAUGACAGGCUUCACGCUUGAGAACCGGUACAACAGCAGAGACAGGGACGAAUCCGACCCGGAUGGCUUCUCUAGCAAGCCGUCUGGGGAUCCUCAGCAGAACGACCCUAUGAACAAGAUCAUCCAGAAGCUCGGAAGCCGCAUCAACUACGACUUGCUGGCAGAGACGGUAAAGGGAAUCGACCGGGACCUGGCAGCAACGCAGAAGUCUGGCGGCAUCCUGGUGUUCCUGCCCGGAGUGGCCGAGAUCAGCCGUGCAUGCAAGGUCCUGGGCUCGGUCAGCUCGCUGUUCGUGCUGCCCCUUCACGCGUCCCUGAUAACCAGGGAGCAGCGCAAGGUGUUUGCCAGCGCGCCUUCUGGCAAGAGGAAGGUGGUGGUGGCCACUAAUGUUGCUGAGACGUCGAUUACGAUUGACGACAUUGUCGCCGUCAUAGACAGCGGGCGGGUCAAGGAGACGUCGUUUGACCCGCAGAACAACAUGCGCAAGCUAGAGGAGACGUGGGCGUCCCGCGCGGCCUGCAAACAGCGCCGCGGCCGAGCCGGCCGUGUGCAGGCAGGCAAAUGCUACAAGCUCUACACGCGAAACCUUGAGAUGCAGAUGGCCGAGCGUCCUGAGCCCGAGAUCCGGCGCGUGCCGCUCGAGCAGCUGUGUCUGGCCGUCAGGGCCAUGGGCAUCAGGGACGUGACUAACUUCCUGGCCCGGGCCCCGACGCCGCCCGAGGCGACGGCAGUCGAGGGAGCCAUUUCAAUGCUGCGCAGGAUGGGUGCUCUCGACGGCGAGGAGCUGACGGCGCUCGGCCAGCAGUUAGCCAUGAUCCCCGCCGAUCUACGGUGCGGCAAGCUCAUGGUGUUUGGCGCUAUUUUCGAUUGCCUGGAUGACUGCGUCACCAUUUCGGCAAUCUUGAGCACCAAGAGCCCCUUUCUCUCCCCGGCCGACAAGCGGGACGAGGCCAAGGAGGCCAAGAUGCGCUUCUCGCAGGGCGACGGCGACCUGCUCACGGACCUCCGGGUGUUCAAAGAGUGGGACGACAUGGUGCAGAACUGGGUGCCCCAGAGGCGGGUGCGGCAGUUUUGCGACGAUAACUUCCUCUCCUUCCAGACGCUCUCCGACAUUGCGUCGACGCGGACGCAGUACUACUCGUCGCUGUCCGAGAUGGGCAUCGCUGCGCCGUCGCCUACGGUAGCGGCAAACCGCAGCUCGCCGUCGAUGGCGCUGCUCCGCGCCCUGACGGCAUCGGCCUUCAGCCCGCAGAUCGCCCGCAUCCAGUUCCCCGACAAGAAGUACGCGUCGUCGUCGUCGGGCGCCGUCGAGCUAGAUCCCGAUGCCAAGACGAUCAAGUAUUUUGCCCAGGACAGCGGGCGCGUCUUUAUCCAUCCCGGCAGCACCAUGUUUGGCAGCCAGGGCUUCACCGGCAACGCCGCCUUCUUAUCGUACUUCACCAUGAUGGCGACGAGCAAGAUUUUUGUGCGAGACCUCACGCCAUUCAAUGCGUACACGCUGCUCCUUUUUGCCGGAGCCAUUGGGCUGGACACGCAGGGUCGCGGCCUUGUGGUGGACGGGUGGCUGCGUCUCCGGGGCUGGGCGCGGAUUGGUGUCUUGGUGUCGCGGCUGCGGGGCGUCAUUGACGGCCUCAUUGCCAAGAAGGUGGAGAACCCAUCCCUGGAUCUUACCAAGAACGAGGUCAUCAGAACGGUGGUGAAGCUGAUAGAGCUAGACGGACUCGAUGCAUGA